Paraphaeosphaeria sporulosa is the source of this 3814-nucleotide messenger RNA. Its product is annotated as intermediate filament protein-like protein. The coding region runs from base 36 to 3728 and encodes 1230 amino acids. Lineage: Eukaryota; Fungi; Ascomycota; Dothideomycetes; Pleosporales; Didymosphaeriaceae. The transcript has 4 exons. Gene Ontology annotation, cellular component: intracellular membrane-bounded organelle. The record is from RefSeq and is a predicted model, not a curated record. Gene Ontology annotation, molecular function: phosphatidylinositol binding.
GCUCGCAAGAUGCAUGCGGCGCCGCCCGCUCGAUUAUGGCCCUGAAGCGCAGAGAUGUAGUCCUCGCCGCCGUCGCCGUCUUCAUCGCCUGGGGCUACCUGACCCACUACAGCCCCUCCCUCCGCUUCCUGCCCUACGCCUUCGUCGCGGGCGUCGUCGCGACCGUCGCUCUGCAGGCAUGGCUGAUCCUCACCACCGCGUGGGCUAAAGACCUACGAACCGGAGGAAACGCACACUAUGGACCGCGCCAUGUCGCCUUCCUGGCGCCGGACAAGUGGAGGGCAGAGAAAGCAGCCCUCACCAAGCGCUCCGCGUACAUGAUGGAGCCGGUGUACCCCGCCUCGUUUGUCGUGUCUGACAGCAUAGACGUGCUCCUCGGGCUGAUCCUACGCGACUUCGUCAAGAGCUGGUACGGCAACAUCAGCAAAAGUCCGACGUUUGUGAACGAGGUGGAUCGCGCGGUGCGGGCAGCCCUGGGCGAGAUACGCGACCGGCUGCUGGCGGUGGACAUGGUAGAGACUGUCGUGUCGCGAAUGAUCCCUCUGAUCACGGACCAUCUGAGAGCUGCACACGAAGCCGAAAGAGUCGUUCGUGGCAAGAAGCUCUCCCGCAACGUGACCGAGUCGGAGGAACUCGACAUGGCCAUUGCAGCCAAGUACAAAGACGGUCGACUGCACCCUGCAGCGUCUCUGGCAUACUCAAACACAAAGCUCAACCAGCAACAGCACCUUCGGAGCAUUGUAGCUCGGCUGCUGCCAAGCAUAAUGCCAGAGAACAUGACUACGAGCCCCGCUGUGAACGUCUUGAUCAAGGAAAUCGUGGCCUGUGCGGUCCUCUCCCCUGUGAUGCAGAUGCUUGCUGAUCCAGACACGUGGAAUCAGCUGAUGGAAGGAUAUGGUCGAUCUCUACUCCAAGAGCGAAAGACUGUUCGGAAGUUGCGUGCUGAACUUGACAAACAUGCGCCACCUUCGCCGAAGACACCUAAGAAUGUACAAUUUCCGAAACUCGCACCCGGUGAUAAUGAGCGCAAGUUCGAGAGGUUCGUCCGAGCGAUCAGACAAACGAACACGCUUGCUGAAGCUCGUCGUUUCCGGAGCGAGAUCUCUGGACAAUUACGCAAAGACUCGAUGAUCGAAGGCCAGGACCCGCUACACCUGCGUCGACUAGAGACAGCACGGAGGAUUCUGGAUCAGAAGAUCAACAAUUUGAGUGCUGGCGGAUCGGUGCGCGACAAGAAAGCCGCAGCUCAAGAGAAGCCAAAGCACAAGAGGACAACGUCUCGAUUUGAGAAUGCUUCAUUACGCGAUGUACUGUAUGAUGCGGCGGGUCUAUCGUGCUUCAUGGAGUAUAUGGACCAAGUUGGCUUGAUGCGAUUGGUACAAUUCUGGAUAGUCGUCGACGGGAUUCGGAAUCCUCUUGAGCAAGAUACCGAUGAACCCGUAGAGCUGAGCGGCUCACUUUCCGCGUGGACGGAUUCGGAUAGAGCAGACAUGGCGCAGAUCAACGAAGGAUAUCUUUCGCAACCGGACCUUGAAAUUUCGCCCACGGCGCGUCAAGCUGUCACUGCCUUCCUUAAAUCAGGCCGAGCUGCAACACCUGAACAGUAUCACAAUGCCCGACGUUCGCUACUCCACGCCCAAACAGCUGCCUACGAUCGACUGCAAGAGCCUCAUUUCAGGCGCUUCAAAAGAUCGAAUCUCUACUACAAGUGGCUGGCCAUGGACGAGGCUGCUAAUUCCCAGAAAAGUGCAGUUAGUACGAAGAUGGUUGCACAGACCCUCGACAAUCCUUCAGCGGGUGCGUCUGCUCGAAUGGUCAGAUCGCAAUCUUCCCAACAAAACAACCUGAAUGUUCCCGACCUCCGACGGGCUGUUGCUUCGUCGUCUGACCUCAAAACUCUGGGCAAGGGUCGUGACCUCGAUCCACCGCCACGGCGGUCCUUGGACGGUGGCGCGCCUGCUCGAGCACCAUUGUUUGACGAUGACUAUGAUAGUGACCCAAUGGCCAACUCUAUAGCAAGCUUAGAUUCGGAUUUUGGCACCUCACGACAGCCAAGUGACAAUUCCAGAGCUGUGGAUGCGCUUCAAGCUGCAAUGACAGACAUAAUGGGCGAUGAGCCUGAAGGCUCGCUCUUUGCAGAGACCAACACACUCGCUUCUCCGCAGGAUAACGACUCGAUGAGGGCUUCUUUGGAGCUACCGCGCGCUCUCUCUCCUGGUCCUCUUGCCAUGCAGGGCAAAGAUAGGCUAAAGCCGAGCAUAGCAUCCUUGGGCCUCGUAGGCGAGCCGAGGACCCGCGGUGUCUUCAACGACGAUCUUUUCGGUGAUGAAGAGAAAUUCCUGGAAGAUGAGAUUGAGGAGCCGCAUCGCGCAAAUGAAGAGGAAGAAAUCCAUGAGGCAGCCCCUGGUGACCUGGGAUUAGCCGAAGCCAUCGAUGCGCUGACAGCAGACAUCGAGCGUUUGGUUACUCAAGAAUCUAUCGUCGACUCGUUGACCUCCAAAGCCGAGCUCACGAAUAAUGCUGCCGAGCUACGCAUUCUACGAAAAUCCAAGUCCAGUCUCCAGCGCGAGAUCCAUCGCAAAGAGUUACAACGGCAACAGUAUAUUGUCCAGGAGAGCGAUAACAGCUUGUAUGGUCGUGCGACUGUCUUCAUUCAGUCGAUCAUGGUUGGAACAGAGCCGGACGGGAAGGAGUUUGCAAUGUAUGUUAUUGAAGUGCGGCGGCGCGCUGGUGAUCAAAUGCCUGCAGCUGCAUGGGUAGUCUCUCGAAGAUACAGCGAGUUUCACGACCUCAACAAGCGCCUGAGGUCGAAGUUCCCCCAAGUGCGCAACCUGGAUUUUCCUCGGCGACAGAUGAUGUUGAAGUUGCAAAAGGACUUUCUACAGAAGCGACGAAUAGGCUUGGAGAAGUAUCUCCGGGACCUGCUCUUGAUACCAGCUGUGUGUCGGAGUCGAGAGUUCCGGGCCUUCCUCUCCCAAGCUGCCAUCUCCGCAACCGACCCCUCGGCAAACCAACAGGCCUCCAACGACUUCGUUUCUCGAAUCUACAGCUCUGUUGCGGAUGGGAUGGAAGAGUUCUUGGGCAACAUCCCUGUUUUAGACCAGCUCUCCGUGGCAGGUCAAAAUCUCAUCUCAGCAGCCACAACUCAGCUCUCCAGCAGCAACGGAACUCCCGCCACUCUCGCGCCUGGAGCCGUUCUUGGAGGUGAACCAAAUACGGAUGCAGAAGCCGAAGCUGAAUUGCUCGCAUUCGAGAACAAGGAGCUUGAGCCCUUUGUGAAGCCCAUCUGCGACAUCUUCCUCGAGACCUUCGAACUCAACCAACAGAACAACUGGCUUCGCGGUCGUGCCGUCGUAGUUGUUCUGCACCAGCUCCUAGGCGGUACAAUUGAACGCAAGAUCAGGGAUUCGUUCAACAGCGUCAUGUCAGAAGACAACAUCGCCAAGUACAUCGAUGCGCUUAAAGACAGCAUGUGGCCCAAUGGGAAAAUGAAGCAAAGCGUGGAACGUACACCGCAGGACCGAGCAAAGAGCAGGAAGGAGGCGGGCGUAGUUCUUUCGACACUGGUUCCGGAGUUGGCGGCCAGCGUGGUAGGGCGAUCGAACGCGCAGAUGGCGGCGACGAAGCUGGAGGCGACGGUGAAUAAUCCGCGGUUGAAUACGCAUCUUGCUUUCACGCUUUUGGAUGAGAUGAUUCAGGUCUUGUUUCCGGAUGUGGGAAUCAGGUAGGGUAGCAUUGGCCCGAGUUAGACACGUUUUCAAGUUAUACCCAUAUUGUAUAUGCUAAAGUUUGCUUUCACUCGUCAACGAGCGCC